Messenger RNA from Phasianus colchicus (ring-necked pheasant), 4998 nucleotides. RefSeq names its product NALCN channel auxiliary factor 2 (gene NALF2). The record is from RefSeq and is a predicted model, not a curated record. Lineage: Eukaryota; Metazoa; Chordata; Aves; Galliformes; Phasianidae. Gene Ontology annotation, biological process: calcium ion import across plasma membrane. Gene Ontology annotation, cellular component: plasma membrane. Gene Ontology annotation, molecular function: stretch-activated, monoatomic cation-selective, calcium channel activity.
AUGAUCCGCGGCGCCUGGAUGUACCCCCGCGGGGGCGCCGGCGGCGGGGCGGUGUGCUGCGCGCCGCGCCGCAGCGACAAACCCGUGGCCGACCCCGAGCGGGCGCAGAAAUGGCGCCUCUCGUUGGCCUCCCUCCUCUUCUUCACCGUGCUCCUCUCCGACCAUCUGUGGCUCUGCGCCGGGGCCAAGCUGCGCGCGCGGGAGCGGAGCGGCGCGGGGAGGCCGCGGGGCCGAACGGCCCGAGCGCUGCAGGAGCCGCCCGCCGGCAGCUGCGAGGCGUUCCUGGGCAACCUGAGCCGCGCGCCGGGCCCCGCGCCGUGCCCCGCAGCCCGCGCGGACCUGGACUCGGCGUGCGCCCGGCUGCACUCCCUGCAGCGCCUGCUGGGCUCCUUCGCCGGCGUGCCGCUGCGCUCGCCGCCCGCCACCGCCCUCUUCUCCUCGCCCUCCUCCAAGAGGAACUUCUUACAGGCGUACUUUAGGAACUUCAACCUCUCCUUUUGUGAUACUUACACGAUCUGGGACCUGCUGCGGGAAAUGGGAGGCCCGGACAGCUUGGAUUGCAGCGUGGAGAACCUGAUGGUGGAUCUGGUGGCGGCGGCGGCGGGCGCGCUGGGCGGGGAGGCGUGCAGCAGCUGCGUGCAGGCCUACCAGCGCCUGGACCAACACGCUCAGGAAAAAUACGAGGAGUUCGACCUCUUGCUGGAGAAGUACCUGCAGUCGGACGAGUACUCGGUCAGGUCCUGCAUCAGAGACUGCAAGGCUGUCUACAAGGCCUGGCUGUGCUCCGAGUAUUUCAACGUGACACAACAACAGUGCCGACACCGGAUCCCAUGCAAGCAAUACUGCCUGGAGGUGCAGACCAGGUGCCCGUUUGUGUUACCGGACAACGACGAGCUGAUCUAUGGAGGCUUGCCUGGCUUCAUCUGCACGGGGCUGCUGGAGAGCCAGCUGCCCGAGGAGGAGGCCAAGUGCUGCGAGGUGCAAUGGGACUCCUGCGACCACCCCCCAGACAGCAGCUCCGACACAUCCCCCAAAUCCACGGCGUCAGAGUCGCUCCAUUACCACCGCCACGACCCCCACCUCCAUCACCAGCGGCAGAACCACUACCAUCUCUACCACCACCACCAGUACCACCACUCCCCGUCCUUGCUGCCGGUCUCCGCAGGGUCUCGCCUGGGCAGCAGCAGGAUCCGGCUGUGCGUGCUGGUUCUGAUGCUCCUCCACACCAUGGUGUCUUUCUCGAGCGUGCACAGUGGCGGCGGGGGGCUCGGCCCAGAGACCCUGCCCUCCUUGGAUGAGAGCGUGGCGCGGGACGAGUGAUGCAGAAGGCAGAGCCGACCUCCGAGAGGAAACGCCAGAUCUUUUUCCACGAAAGGGGGCACAUGCUAUUCCUCCAAUGGGAGGCACGGGAUCGGGGGUGACGCACACAGACACACCCCCACACAUACCCCCAAGAGCUGCUCGCCGCGGGGCAUCCCCGUGAUGAAGAGUCUCUAAUGCGCACAGAGCUGCGGGACUCGGCGGUGAGAAGGGUUCAGUCAGCAGCAGCCAGGCGGCUGGGCGUGGGGCGGGAUGGGGAUGGGGAGUGGAGGGGGUGGGACCCCUCGGGAGGUGGCCCCAUGGGUACCACAUGUGCCUUGGGUACCCACCAGCUAUGUGCCAGGAGCGUGGAAAUCAGCCUAACCCUCAUUUCUCCUCUGUCCAUAACGCCCAGCACCCUGUGCUCCCAAAUGGGUGGGAGGGUAUGGAGACAGCAUCUCUCUGCAAACCCUUCUCUUUCCUUCCCAUCCCUGGGGAAAACCCAGCAAGGCACGGCAGUCCCUACAUGGCCUGGCCAGGCUCCUGCUGCUGGUGGUGCUGGCAGGGCUGUAGGAUGCUGUCCUAUGGUGCUGGUGGGGUUGGUGGGGCAGGAGGAUGCUGCGCUGUGGUGCUGGUGGGAUUGGUGUCACUUGGCCCAGCGCUCCUUGCUUUGCAACAUGAUGGUUCCAUUUACCAUCUCUUGUUUGCUUUCCCCAUGGGAGAGGCUGCUCUCAGGGAGGUGUUAGGGAGACGUGGUGAAGCUGAGGGUGUCUUCAGCUUGCAGUGGGAUCAAGGCUGGUAACAAUUGGAUGAAAGGCUUCAAAGGGCAUCCUUCCAUGCUUUGCGGCCACAAAUCAUCUACUGGAUGGCAGAAGGACUGGGUGAAGGGCUGGAGAAAUCUGGCUGGUAGGGAUGGUCUCCCACACAGAGCAGAGGCGCUAAUAAGGCCCAGCUGGGGAAGGGAGUUCUCCCAAAUGCUUUUUAUCAAUAGUUGCCCCCAGAUCAGAGAACAUUGAGGAACCCGCCCGGAGCAGUGGUGCUCGCUCAGGCAAGGUGCAGCCUCAGUCAGUGCAGACUUUUUAUACCUGAAUUCAGCAUUUCUGGGCAUUCGGCCCCAAACGGACACCAGGUCCCUCCCUGCCAUGAAGCUCCCAAAUCCUCCAUCCACCCACAAGGCUCUGCAGGCAGCACAGAGGAGGUGGGGAAGCAGGCUGCAGACAGCUGCGGGGGGCCGUGGUCACAGUGUGGGUGCACACCUCCUGCUUCCAUCCCUGCCCCUUCAGGUCAGCCCAGGGUUAGGGUCAGGGUAGCCCUGUGGAAGGAAUGAGGAUUGUCCUGCUCUGCCCAGACCCAUGCUAGGGCCCUGUGGAGCAGUGGGGAGGUUCAGGGCUGUGAGCAUCUCUGGUUCCUGAUCUGGUGAGGUAAAGCAAAGCCCCACGCACAGUGGGCAGCACCAGGAACUUUGCAGGAAUGGCUGCUCCCAAUGUUUCCAGCCCAUUCACAGACCAAAGAGGCUCUGAAAAGCAGCUGAAUGUGUGACUUCUGCUUUGACUUGAACCUCAGAGCUCUGGGGAGAUGUUUACACACUACCAGUUACCUGUUACCAAAGUCCUGAGGAUGCAGUGCCCAUGGACUUGUUGUGCAGGGCUGUCGGGUAGGAGAGCUCACGCUUGUGGGAGGUGCAGAGCAUUUCCCAAGCAGAUUCUAUUACUGUUGCCAGCCAGGAUGAAUAGGUAGGGAGAUUCUUGUUUGAAUAUUCAUGGCAGCAUCCCUGUAUUUGCAGACUGGUUUACAGCAAGCUGGGAACUCAGACGUGCAACCGCUCAGCACACAGGAGUGGGGCUGCUCCGUUUGCUGCGCUGCGGCACCGCGGCGUUGUGGCGAAGAGCAAAGGCACACAGCAAGAGCGAAGGAGGGAGAGCAGCCGCGUCCCAUUCCUUCUUAAGGAAAUGAGAUUUUUCAUGUACUGCCAAGAGUGAAGCUGAUUCCAGGCGCCUCUCCCCAAGAUAGGCUGUGUCCAAUCUGGGGGAAAGCGUGGCCCCGUGUGGUGCAUCAGCGCACGGCCCUGACUCAGCUCUGCUCUUUCUCUGCCCGCAGCUUGCUGGGGGUGCUGGGCCUCUGCCCCACGGCUACACAGAGUGACAGCAGCGGGGACAGCUUGGGGACACUGCAUUUGGGUGCAGGGAUGGGGAUCCCAGGCAGGGAGCAGCCAGCUCAGGGUGCUGCUGUGAGGGGCUGCGGCAUUACCUAGUGUGACUGCAAGGAAAGUGCUGAGUCUUCACAGAGCAGGGCUGUUGGAAGGAGUUCUUUUAUUUAGCAAGUCUGGGCUGCUGUCAAUAAGUUCUGUGGUUUUCGGGCACCAUAUGCUGUAUUCAACACUUUGCCAAUGGCGUUAAACAGAUCCAGACGUGGCUGUUUGAGGAGCGGGACGGAGCAGCUGGGAGCGGUGCGUGGCGCAGUCCGACACUGUAGGGCCAACAGAUAAAAAUCUUCCCUCUGCCCUGGCGCUGCAACCCCAAUAACCCUCCGCAUCAGCCUUCCCUUUGCUAGAAGAGAGAAGCAGAAAGCAGACCGGGUGCAGGCUCAGCUGAUACCCCACGGUUCCCCACUGCGCCCUUUGCACAGCAUCCCCAGGGGAGCGCAGCCCCACGCAGCCCAUCCUGCAGGAAUUCAGCCCACGUUGCUCCUCCUUUCCCUUCCACUCACUGAUCUGAUUUCUCCCCCCGGUGCUGGGGGUCGGGAUGGUGCUGCAGGGAGAGGUGGCCACGGCCAUGGCCCGUCUGCUGUGCCAGCCCUCUGCACUGCGCUUUAAUGUCGCUGCCAGUUGUACAAAUUAAUUAAAAAUAACUGAAGAAAAAUCCCAAAGAAAGGCCCCGCUUCCUCUGGUGAAGAUUAAUCAUUAGUUGAGCCUUUUUCUUAUGAAAAUACAGAUCCAUGGUAGCCCCAGGCAAAAGAUUCCCAGGGAGAGCCCUCACCAUUCGUGCUCUGAGUUAGGGAAAUCGCUUUGAAAGCAUCUGACAACUAAAGCAGAACAUGUUGAGUAACUUGGCAACACUCUGAAAACAUCUUGAAAUGGUUUUUGUUCAACACAUUUUGCUUCGCUUCAAUAGGAGAUGUCAGGGCAGUUCAUUCACUGCCACUCAGGGCUGCGGGCGAUGCCGGGAGAUGGCUCCUCUGCAAAGAACUGAAAACCCUGAUAUGUGCUGCUGUGAGCCAGGGGCAGGGUGGUGCUGCCACGUUGGAGUGGCCUGGAGCUCCGCAUGGCUGCCUGUGCUGCGCCCUCAUCCCGCAUCCCAUAUCCUCCAUCCCAUGCUCUGCAUCCCACAUCCCGUAUCUCUCAUCCUCCAUCCCACCCACAGCAGCUCUGCCCUGUUCCCAGCUGCCUGCUUCAGCCGCUGCCCUCUCAGCUUCCUCAGAUGCCCAUCCACAGCUUGCAUUGGAUCUGAUAUGUGGCCACCGCCCCAGGAAGGAACACCCCUAGAAAUUAAGAGACAAAUUCAAAACAGAAAAAAUAACUGGAGAAAAUGGCUGUGAAAAUCUAUGCAACAUGCCCAGCAAUUUUGUUUAUAGAUUUUUUUGAGCUGCCCUAUGAAUUUCCAUCCAUGGGAGCAUAAAUCAUUAUUCCAAGUAUAUUUAGAAUCACAGAACGGCCUGGGCUGCAAAGCAGCACAAUGCUCAUCCAGUUCCAACCCCCUGCUG